Molecule: messenger RNA, 708 nt
Organism: Hemisphaericaspora subhashii
Lineage: Eukaryota; Fungi; Ascomycota; Pichiomycetes; Serinales; Debaryomycetaceae
Exons: 1
Coding region: 1-708 (235 amino acids)
Biological process (GO): DNA damage response; DNA replication
Cellular component (GO): nucleus
Molecular function (GO): double-stranded DNA binding
Source: RefSeq, a predicted model, not a curated record
AUGGCAAAAGCAGAAAUCGGAACAGCCAAAUAUCAAAGCAAGAAACUCAAAGCCUCGGGCCUUCAAAAACUUAAAUAUUAUUGCCAGUUAUGUCAAAAGCAAUGUCGUGACGCCAACGGCUUUAAAAACCACUUAAAUUCCCCUUCACACACGGGACGAAUCUCAAACCUCGAAUCAUCAGGUGAAGCCCGUUCUUUAGUCGAUGAAUAUUCAACUCAAUUCAAAUCUGAUUUCAUGCGGUUGUUGAAGAUAAAUCAUGGGACUAAGAAGGUGAAUGCUAAUAAAUUCUAUCAAGAAUAUAUCUUGAAUGAUAAACAUCAUGUACAUAUGAAUUCGACGAGAUGGGGUAGUCUAACUGCGUUCAUCAAAUAUUUGGGUCAAAAUGGGUUGGUGAAAGUAGAGAAUGCGGGCGGAGUUGAUGAUGAUGAGUUUAAUUUGGAAAUUAGAUUGGUGGAUAGUAGUGGUGAUGGUAACAAGAGUAAUAAUGAUCGAGAGAAGGAAUUGAAAUCAGAAGAGGAUUUAUCGAUGAAGUUAUUGAAUCAACAGAUUAAACAAGGACAAGCUGUUGCUGCUACUACUGAUACUAGUAGUAUUCCUUCCAAAGAGAUUAAAUUAUCAACUGGUCCAGUUAAGUUAAGUCUAAAGAAGACCACAAAGAAGCCAAUCAAGAAAAUACGAUCAGCAUUCGAUAGCGAUGACGAUGACUAA